AUGAGGUGCCACCAUACUGCCGAGAGUGAUGCCGUGUCGUCAGGUCAUCUCACCGCAUCUUCCCCGAGCCCAAGUCCGGAUCUUCGUCCAGUGCCUCUUCCGGUCGAGGGAGAGCAUGAUAAGACCAGCGACAGAAAAAAGUCGAGACGAUCUUGGCAAAAGAGCCAGACGGCCAAACGGAAGGCCAUCGAAAUCCGACGGUUCAGCUGUCUCCCAACGCCAGUCUUACCUAAACGCACGUCAGCGGUCACCCUCGCACUUGGUAUCGAUGCCACCUUUCCAGCCCUCCCUUCCUUCACUCAAGGAGGGAUGAUUCGCAACUUGACUGGAGCAAGAAUGGGUCAAGACGAAGAAAAGCGGCGGAAAAACAUGGGACCAGAACAAAGCGCUGUCAGAGACCUGCCAUCUACUACAGCCAAGCUCAACGGAUACUUCCACUUCAGUCUACCACAGCGUCCCGCCAUUCGCCCUAUCCAGCCCCACCAAACCACACCAAACCCAAUCGCAACCGGCCCGCACUACGAUAAUCCGCGCCGUUAUAGGAUUUUGUCUGCCCCGUCAAGUCGUCAACAGCACUCUUCAGCCCGCCCUGGCUGCGGGAAGGAAGUUUGGAACGCAAGGCACGCACACCAAGCUUUCAAGGGGUCCACCUGUUUGGCUCAGCUCAGCUUGGCGGACUACUCCUGA
This is a messenger RNA of Colletotrichum tamarilloi, 687 nucleotides long. RefSeq lists its product as uncharacterized. The transcript has 2 exons. NCBI's taxonomy places the organism in Eukaryota, Fungi, Ascomycota, Sordariomycetes, Glomerellales, Glomerellaceae. Bases 1 to 687 code for a protein of 228 amino acids. The record is from RefSeq and is a predicted model, not a curated record.